Messenger RNA from Anopheles aquasalis, 1616 nucleotides. It is a transcript of the gene PQBP1, whose product is annotated as poly-glutamine tract binding protein 1. Gene Ontology annotation, molecular function: protein binding. Lineage: Eukaryota; Metazoa; Arthropoda; Insecta; Diptera; Culicidae. The record is from RefSeq and is a predicted model, not a curated record.
AGAACGCAGGAUCGAUUUGAAAAGAUUUUUUGGUGAUAAAAUAGAGGAUUUCGCAGAAAAUGACGCUCCCGGAAGCGUUGUUGAAACGGCUGGCCAAACGGGGCAUCAUCUCGGACGCAGCAAAGACCGGCACGAACCAGCAGCAAACCGCCAGCGCUGGCGCUCCACCCGUACCGGCCUCCGAGGAUGGGUCGGACCGUGAACCCGGAACCGGCAACAACUCGGAUCACUCUGACCGUCCCGAAAGUGACGAGGAUGAGGAAAACGUGGACGGAGAUCGGCGUGAUGGGCAGGUGAACAACGAAGAAAUCAUCGCCGAAGAUUACGAUGAGUACGAUCAACCGAAUCCGGAAGCGUUCGAGUACACGGGCCGGACGAAGAAGGCGAACGCGGCGGUCGACUGGUCGGAGAAGAUGAAGCAAAAGAUGACCAAACGGUACGGUUACCAGUCGGUGGAGGGGUGCCAGAACAAGUACAACAUCUUUCACCUGUGCACCAUGUACUGCGUCAAGCGGUACGGUGAGGUGGAGUUUGAGAUCGAGAAGGAGUACGAUAAGCGUGUGAAGCGGCUGCUGGAGCGCUUUCCGCUACCGAAGAACUGGCGCAAGGAGUACGACAUCGGCUGCAAAGCGUUCUAUUUCUACAACAAAGACACGCGCAUCGUUUCAUGGCUACCACCAACGCAUCCCGAUGCAAAGCUGACCAAAAGUGCGAAGCUUUUGCGGCGCGACCUAAUGGAAGAGCAAAAGCAAAAGGAUGCCGCACGGGAAGCCACACCGCAGGCUGUGAUCGUGGAAACGUAUCCACCGCUAACACCGAAAUCCCAGCUAAUUGGCCCAGCCGUAGCCAACAGCUCAAGUGCCAGUGGCAUUCCUCUGCCACCACCUGCAGCAGUCGCAGAAAAUCUCAAACCCCCGGUCGUCAAUCCGCCGAAGCGUCCAAUGAAACAGCCGGGCUCCUCGCUGCGUGACGAUGAGAAACAUCCUCGAUCGUUCUCGUCUGGUAAUGAUUCCGGUACCGGUGAGGGACCGACGGAGCGAGAAUCAGACCGUGAACGUGACUAUCGGGAUCGCAACCGUGAUCGACGGGAUCGAGAUCGCGAUCGUGAUCGAGAUCGAGAUCGAGAUCGUAGAGAUCGUGAUCGAAGCCCACCACCUCGUGGUGGCGGUGAAGACAACCGUAACUAUGGACGCGACCGGGAUAGGCAGCGUGACAACCACCGUGACCACCAUCAUCAUCAUCAUCAGAGAGGCCGUGGUGGAAGGAUGUCUAAGGCGGCGGCCCCACUGGACCCGAUGGAUCCGGCCGCUUAUUCCGAUAUACCGCGUGGCAACUGGUCAGCCGGACUGGAACAAUCUACAACGGCCAGGAAGGAAAAAGAUGAACGCAAAACAACCAAACAAUCCACAGCCAAUCGUGCGGACGAUGAGGAUGAUGCUGGUGGUAGCGAUGGCGCCCAUGAGGUGUUGAAGAUAUCCGCAGUGAAGGAGUUUCAACAGCACGAGGACCAUGAGCACGACGAUGAGGAGGACGAUGAUGGCGAAGAGAUGGACUAAAGAGGUGUGCGAUUCUCAUCCCAACCUAACGUAAUAAAGAGCAUCCCUUAGAACAGAGCA